AUGGAUGAUAUUUCUCAAUCAGGGGUAGCUUUUAACAUUGAUACAUUCGAAGCAAUCGUUAAUAUAAUGCGUCAACAAGAUUCAUCCGACAAAUUAGAAGAAGAAAGGAACAGAGUUGCAGAAAUUUUGAAUCAAUUUAUUAAACGCGAAGACAUUUUUUCAUUUUCAAUAGAAGCACUUCAAUCAAAUAUGUCUGCAUAUUCAAAAUAUUACAUUGUUCAAGGAAUCCGCAACUCAAUAAAAAAAUUUUGGGAAAUUCAAUCCGAAGAAUUUCGCGAAGAGUUCAAAUCAUUUUUCUUCCAAUACAUAAUAUCCAUAGUUCAAUCUAAUUCUGCCCAUUACCUCAUUGAAAUCUGCAACAGCGCCUUAAUUGAUAUUUUCUUUUUUGAUUUUCCCGAUAAAUGGCCAGAUAUUCUUCAAGAUUUGGUAAAUUCAUCCGAAGUAUCUUUACAAAAUUGCAUUAAUGUCUUCAAAAUACUCACUUCUAUGUGCGAAUUUAUAAAUGAAACAGAGUCUAACUACAUAACUGUUAAAAGGAGCAUUGAAGUCAAGACAGCAUUCAAAGAAUACACGGAAAACAUAAUCAAUUUCGUCAUCAAAGCAGUAGUUUCUUCUGAAAAUGACGAACAAAUCAAAUCUGGACUGAUAUCAUUACGCCAAUUAAUAGGAUUCUUAAAUAACGAGCAAUACUUACGUGUUGACAUAUUGAAUCCUAUAUAUUCUAUAUUAGCAAGGACAGAUAAACAUGGAAUUGAAAUUAUUGAAAUUUUAUCUGAUUAUAUUUCACUUUUACAUGAUGUAGAAGGGUCAGAAGAAUUGCAGAAUACGACAUUUAAUGUCACAAUUCAGGUAUUUAACUAUCUUGCCGGUGAAGAUUUUUCAAAAGCUCCAGAAUUGCUUGAAAAUGAAGAAUUCCAAUAUACUUUUAUUACAGAUCUAACAGAUAUCAUAUCUCAAUUAAUGGAAUAUGUAAAUACUCAAGAAUUCUUCCAACUUUUGAGAUGGGUUUAUAUAAUGACAGAAAAUGCACCAGAAAGAAUUGCAAAUGAGAUAAUUACAUUCUGGUCGAAGUUUUUACGCCAAUUGGCAAUCGCUUAUAUCGAUGAUCCUCAAAUUAAUGAGACUAUUGAACAAUUUUAUCAUUCUUUGAGACAAGAACUCAUUUACCUUGUCCCACAACCUUUAACAAGUUCAAAAUACCUCGACGAUGACGAAAGAGAGAAGAAUACAAUGAUUUCAAUGGGAUUAAUCACAGUUGACUUUUUUCCGCCUCGCGAAUGCAUUACAUUGCUAACAAAUAAAAAUCCAGAUGAUAUGAUAUCAAUUAUUCUGGACAAUUUCAAAAAUUUGGACUUAGAAAAAUUAGAUCUCAAAAAAUUCACAGGUUUAUUGUUUUCUUCAGGGCUCGUAGCAAUAUCAUUGGAUCCAGAUUACUUAGAUACUUAUUUAAAGGAGCUAUUCCAGAUUUUGUUCGGAUUAUCUGAACAAUUUUCAGAUCUCCAAAUGAAAUACUUGAUUGCGAAAACCAUAUGCUUUGUUACAUGGUCAAUGAACAGAUACUUAGAUAUUCCCACUAAUUAUGCAAUCACAAGAGCAUUAAUUCUGAAAAUUUUGGAUUUCAUGGUCGAAGAUGAUUUCGAAAUGCAAUUCUACGCAAUACAUGCUAUGAAACAAUUAGGAAUCAAAUCAAGAAACACUCUCACAAAAUCUCCUUCAGAAGAUGAAAAAUCUUUACUUCAAAUUUUUUGUGAGAAAACCGAUGAAAUUUCUGAAAAACUUUACAUUGAAAAUUUACCAGAACUUUAUGAUUGCUUAGGAUUAUGGAUACCGCGUAAUCCUCCGGAAAACGAAGUUUUUACUGCUUCUUGGGUUUGGGAUCAUUUAGCUGAAAGAAUUUUGAAUUUUAUUUCCAAUUCUCCCUUGAAUAAUGAGCAAGAACUGCAACUUUUGGUAGCACAAGUCAAAGCUAUGGCGAAUAUCGCAAACUUUUGUAAGAUUCCUUGUUCAGAUAUGAUGAAAGAAUUUUUUGAGGCAUUAUGUCAACUUUACUUGACAUUUUCUAAUAAACUUGUUGAGUCUGGUAUCUUUGAUGAUGAUAAUUUGAACCAGUUUGGCCUCUUAAUCGCUUUAAUUAAGUCAUCAAUAAUGAAAUUGUUUGAUAGAACAAUUUCGAACAAUCCAGCAAAGAAUGAGAUAUGCAGUAAUGUUAUUAUUCCUAUUACAUUUAAUCAAAUCGUUAUUGAUUAUGUAAAUUUGCCUCCAAUUGGAAGAACUCCAGAAGUAUUCAACUUAAUGAAUAGUAUAUGCAGAAAACACCAACAGAAUUUCGUUGAAAACCUUCAACUUGUGCUUACAAACCUAUAUCUACCAACAGUUCAAAUGUUUGGAGAUAAUUUUGAUUCUUUCUUGAAUGUGAGGUUUUCAUUUUACGCGUUUCUGUCUAAUAUGUGUACUAUUAACCAGAUUUUAUCUAAAUUAGGCGAAGAAGGCUCAGAUGAAGUAUUAAAUUGCCUUGAAAACGGAGCAACAAAUCCAUAUGAGCGAAUUUCAAAUAAUGCACUUAUAGGAAUUAUUAAUUUAUUCAAUGAAGCAUACAAAAGUAUGAAAUAUGAUGAAAUUUCACUUAAAUUCAUUGAAAAACAUCUUUUAGAUGAAAUUUGCUUUAUGUUCAAUAUGUUAAUUGAUCCAACUUACAAAUGUACAUUUGAUCGCCAAAUUUCAGCCAUUUCUAACCUUUGUUCUAGAGAAUACGCACAAGCUCGCGCAGAAGAGAUCUUUUAUAGAGUUUGUAGUCUGUUCCCUAACAGACCAAGCCAGGAAAUAGGCGAGAUCCUUCAUAAUGCUUUUACUUCGUUUAAUACUUUAAUUGAUUUGAGGAAUUCAGUUAAAUCCUUCGUUAUCUCUGUAACUCAAAUCUCUCCAUUGGAUCCAGACUUGAACAAGCAAGAAGCCAAAGAACAAGCAGCUAAACUUGCAGAACAAUUUAAAGAUGUGACAGGAUAUGUAUAUAAUCAAGCUGAGGAAUCAAGCAAUAGAAAUCACCUUGAUAUUGCUCAAAAUGUUUCUUCUAUUACUAUCUAA
Molecule: messenger RNA, 3081 nt
Organism: Trichomonas vaginalis G3
Lineage: Eukaryota; Parabasalia; Trichomonadida; Trichomonadidae
Product: nuclear export signal receptor protein
Exons: 1
Coding region: 1-3081 (1026 amino acids)
Biological process (GO): ribosomal large subunit export from nucleus; ribosomal small subunit export from nucleus; protein export from nucleus
Cellular component (GO): cytoplasm; nucleus
Molecular function (GO): nuclear export signal receptor activity
Source: RefSeq, a predicted model, not a curated record